AAUUUAAAGAACUCGCUACUCAAUCAUAUCACUCAACUACACAACUCAACACAAGCUAUUCUUAACCAGGUGAGUCACAAAAGAAAAUACUGUACAUUUAUUAUCUCACAAAUGUAUUCAUGGAAAAUAUCCAUGACUAUUUUGAUGGCUGAUAAUGAGUGCACUCAUUCCUAGAAAAUGUACGCCUAGAAAAUCCCACCAAGAAAUCUGCCAUGGAAAAUUGCGGUCCUGAAAAAUCUGCACCCAACCAGAGAAGCAUGGAUUGAUCGUUGAAAAAAGCCAUUAAUAUAUGUUGUUCACUAAAGAUACCAUUGUAUCAUAUUUGUUUGCAUUGUAUUCUAGCUUUGUAUGGCUGUUGCUGAUUUUGUUGUUCAAAUGCCACAAUGGUCUAACCCUGUUAAAGAUCUUGUUGAAAAGUUAUUCGUUGCUUAACCCAUUAAGCUGCAGACAUCUGGUGUUAGACAAGUAAAAAAAUAAGUAGGAUGCAUUGUGGCUCCUAAGAACUUUAUAUUUUUUUAGAUUCAGCAAAACCAUACAGAUGAUUCCUGCAUUGUUGGAAAUAUUAUUAUACUUAACAGAAGAGGUAAUACGCACCACAGAUAUUUUCUUCUUUACUCUUAUUUAUUUUGUAGUAACAUUUGACCAAUUAUUGGGCAUGACUCUCCCUGGACCUCCAGGAAGAACAGUCUGGACAUACCCAACAUGGCAAUCUAUUCAACAACUGUUUUACUUCUGUAGGUAAAAUAUGAAAAUUUGCCUGUUGGAGCAAACAUACAGUAUAUGAAGAAGUUACAAAUCAAUUAAGAGAAUCCUCACUUGUCGUCAUCCAACUACUUGUGCGUAGUGUUGAAAUACCUAAUAGACAAUCUAAACAAUGUGAAAAGCGACUUUUUAUAGUUCUGUAAACUUACCAUUCAUACAUGCAAACACAGCGAUAAAAGUUUACAUUUUGUUGUGGAUACACUUUCAGACUUGGGAGAGGCAGUGCCCCAACAAAUAAGGGAUAAACUGUGCAUGUAAAAGGCUUAUUGAGUUUUGUUUUUGCAGAAUGCAUCUGUACAACAAUGUAGAACAGAUACUACUAAAUGUUGGUGUUAUUGGACAGUUUAUUUCACCACAAGUUUUAUUUAAUAUAUAGUUAUACACGGUUCAUCAAUAAAACUUUGCUUCUCUUUUUAAGAUAUUUUGCUGUCUUGGUGGUUGGUUGUUGCUGGGAGCCUACCCACCUGACGAAGUUAUGAAGAGUCGACUUUUUCCUGUCUUAUUUGAAACUUUGGUGAGUUUGAAAAUACGAUAGACAACGACAUUGACUUUUUAUGUUUUUGAUCAACAGCCACCGCAUCUUUUGUGGAAUUUUCAGUUUCCUUUAUCUUUCAGACUCUCUGCUGUUUUGUUAAUGGUUGAGUUUGUUCAUCAAAAAGUGUUUUUUGAUUGUAUAGUGUAGUUUUUUUUAUUAAUAUGUGUUUUAACAUAUUUAGGUGAACGACAAGGCCAGUCAAAACUUGAAAGAGGCUGCUACUGACGUUCUUUGUUAUGCUAUCUUUUCUGUGGGUGUAUGUAUUGACAUUUCUACAAAGGUUAUAUGUUAACAGCAAUGUUAAAAUUGGUAAUCCAUUGAGCACCAGUGCUCUCAAGCAAAAUCGUCUGGCAUUAGACAGUGUGAAGUAAUAGUAUGUAUAGGUUCAAAUAAAUGUAGCAUUGGGCGUAACUCAAUGGGUUAAUCAUGUUUCUCUAACUACUCUGGUUUAAAUAAAUGAUUACAAAGCCCAGUUGAAUUGUAAUCAAGACUCAACGUUUCGACACUCCAGUCUAGUGUCUUCAUCAGGAGUGAUCUAAAAUUGCAAUUGUGGCUUCUUAAAUACCCAAGGAAUGACGUCACCUGCCAAUGAGAUGCAUAUAUUCCUCUGGCGAAUAGGCACCGUCAUCCCUAUUCAGAGCAUGAUUACUUAUAUUUAUAUGCCACGCUUCUAGGCAAAGUCUUCGACCAUAGUGAUUGUUUGUGGUAGCAAUUUGGUAGUUUGUGUUAUUGUCAAAGACUUUGCCUAGAAGCGUAGCAUAUAAAUAUGAGUAAUCAUGCUUUGAAUAGGGUUGACGGUGCUUAUUUGCCAGAGGAAUAUAGGUAAUCGUCCCAUGUUUCACGCACCAAUAUAGUAAACGUUAUGUAAUGGAUAUUAUAGUCUACUGAAAAGUUAACUGAAUACCUCCAUACAUAUAUACACACACACUAACCUUAAACCUAUCCUUAACCCCAGUAACCUUAACCUACUGUAACCCUAAUACCUAACCUCAACCUAACCCUAAUACCUAACCCUAGCCUCAACCUAACCCUAACCCCUAACCUCAACCUAACCCUAAUACCUAACCUCAACCUAACCCUAACCUCAACCUACAGUAACCCUAAUACCUAACCUCAACCUAACCCUAAUACCUAACCCCUAACCCUAACCUAACCCUAAUACCUAACCCCUAACCCUAACCUCAACCUAAUACCUAACCUUAACCUCAACCUAACCCUAAUACCUAACCCCUAAUCCUAACCUAUACUGGUGUGCAAAACAUGGAACAAUAACUGGAAUAUAUGCAUCUCAUUGGUUGCAGUGAACGAACAAACUCUAAAUCAAUGGGUUAUUAUUUAUUGUUUUAUAAAUCAAUUUACAGGAUUUGGAACCACAGUGUCAGAUGGCGGCUGCUCUCUCGUUUGAAGUUUUAAAACUUGUGCCUAUGUAUGAACAAGCAAAAAGUAAUAGUGAUCAUGACAGGUAAGAGUGAAGAUUAUGAAAUAUACGAAAUGUUUCUACAUUUUUUCAAGCUGGAUAACGAUACGGUAAGAUGAGACGAUGUAGCUGCAACUAAUUGUAACGCAAUUAUGUUUGUGGUGUUAUUACUCUGAGUGUAAAUCCACAGCGGGCAAGCUGUAAAGUUUGCCUGACCAUAGUGAGAAAUUCGAACCCGCGACCUUUGCAUGAAUACUAGACCAACUAAGCUACUAACUGAGCUACGAGGUCAAGUCGGCUCGCAGCUCAGUUGGUAGAGCAGUUCAACAGUAGUUCAAGUGUUAUAUAUCAAAAUCUAAGUUAUUCUACAUUCAGUUUUUUGGGGGGACACCCGGUAGAUUAAUGUUCUUGCUGCGUCCACAUUUCCGUAACACUUACUGAGACCACUUACUGACCGCCCGCGGCCAUCACAAUGAAUCACAUUUUUCUCUUUUUUUUGUCUCCGGGUUAUUCUUGAAGAAAAAAUGCCCAGAAACAAACCAGUGUGGACUCCAGAUGUGGAGGGGCAUUUCUGGAACGCCCAAAAACUGUAUCCACCCUGCGGUUGCAAGAAGACAUUUCUACCUGAGCAAGGGAAGUCGUUCGGUAAGUGAUUCGAGCUUUGUCCUUUUGAUCUUUCAAAAUCGCGUUGUUUCAUAACUUUGUCGUCUGGUAUAGAAAUGGCUGGCAACUACGUACUGUACAGAUUGAAAGCCGAUGCAGGGGGCGGUUUUUCAAACGUAAGUCGAACGCCUAAGGCGUAAGACACAAUAGGGGUCUGGGGACAUGCAAUUUUCCCCCUUCCCCGGAAAGUAAUUUCAAGCGUUUUUUUUUUGGGGGGGGGGGGGGGGGAGAUUUUGCAAAGAUUAUAAAGUACAUCAAGCAGAUGAUUUUUUAUGAUCUUACAAACGUGCCUUCUUCCAGACAUUUCACUAACAGAGAGUCGUAUUAGUUUCUAUAGCCUUUGAGUUUGGCUCAUGAAAUCCUUUGCAAAUUGAAGUGAUUACCCAUACACAAUUUCCUAAGCUUAUUUUACAUCAUGAAAUGUGGCUCUUCAGAUUAUAAAUCGCAUCCAAUGGCGGGGAAAUUACGUCUACAUUUAUAUACAUUAAGAUUUCGAAAAAAAUUUAAAUUUUAUGCAAUCCAAUGAGAAAGAAAAAAAAAUCAUGCAGCAUACAAUCGAGAAAAAGAAAUAUCAUGCAAAAGAGAGCGCUCAAAAAAAUUUCUACAUGCCAAUCUACUGAUGUUCUUCACUUCAGUAUUGUGUCCACAGGCUUGCAAAAUUUUGCAUUUUUGAGCAGGCAUAUUUGCUUAAAAGAACACGGGGGUGAACAGUGGACAACAUGAGGGGAUUUUACCGCCUUUGGAGCCUAUAAUAGCCAGUGGCGUGCCCUGGCAAAAUUGUUGCCCCCCCCUGAGAAAAUCUGGGCUUAAGAUAUGUACAGUUAUUUAUAUAUAUCUAAUAUGCAUGGUAGAAAAAGUAUUUUAGAUGGUUGAGUCUGUGUGCGUUUUUUGAUAAUAUAGCUGCAAGUUGAACGUACUGUAUAUACGAUGAUUUUAAUGCGAAAAUGCCAGUUUAGAGAGUCUAAAUUUUAAAAACAAUUUCUGAAGAGAAUGCAUCCCGAUCCCCAACAAGCUAUCUGUAUGAACGACAGAGCUAUAUUUGGUGGAACAUUGUUGUUUCGGAGGGCAGUUAAAAAUUGCAUUAUUGAAAUCUUUUAUUACAUAUUAACCAAAGUCGCUGACAUACGCUAGGGGUACGUUAGGCAUACGUUGUAUACGUUUCAAGCACGGUCGCAUACGCUGAGUUGUUCAAAAAUUUUGUGCGUAUUGGACGUAUGCUUUAUACGAUAAGCAUACUCUAGGCACACGCUGAAUACGCUAGAGGUACGCCAGAUGUACGGUACUCAUACGCUGGCAUUUCAAAGGAUUUUUGUGCGUAUGAAAAUUAUUUCAUUAAUUUUCAUACGCUUCUCAUACGUUUCUCUCAUACGCAAUAGUGUGACAGGGCCUUAAGAUGUGGCAAAUUAGUAUUAAUUGUUACAAGUAGUGCUGUUAAUGGUCACGUAUCAAUGAAAUUUCCUUUGGGUAACAAUUAUGAAUUUCUACAUUUCACAUUAAUUUUACUGAAAUAUUGCAGCCAAAUUAGGAAUAUUUAAGUUCUUUUCCGCACUGUUCUAAAACAAUUCUGAGAAAGUAAAACCUGAUUCUCAGACCUCACUCUAAUUUUAUAACAAUAAAAGCAGCAAUGUGUGCCUUAUUUCAUGAUUUUGCCCACCAAAUGGGAAGACUUUAUAUCUUUGUACUCUUUGUCAUCAACAAAGUACAUUUAGCAGACAAUUACCAUCAGUGAGGAAAGUCAUCUGGUGUUAGUCAGAAUGGAAUUGGGAAGUAAUAUUCCGAAGUUUCGUUGCGAAAUGUUGUAAAAUGCGGAUAAUAUAGCCAUGCGAAAUUUGCCGUUUUUCAGUCAUUUUGUAUUACAAACGGGAAAUUGAUGCCCCAGCACCUGAUUGGGCUGUCAAUUUCCCAUGCGUAAUACAAAAUGACUGAAAAACGGCAAAUUUCGCAUAGCUAUAUUAUCCGCAUUUUACAACAUUUUCGCAACGAAACUUUGGAAUAUUACUAAUUUUGUGAUGCUCUUUCAAGCUGUGAUGAAAUUUUUGUCUAGAUCAAAAUUUUAGUUAUAAUGGGAAAGGUCCAUUGUCAAGAAUCUUUCACAAGGGCAGACAGUACCCCAAAAUGGCAGAUUUUGGCCUUCGUGAGAAAGGCUACUGUAUUUGGGCAAUAGCCUGCAUGUUGGGAAAUCUGCUUAGCAAUGAGGGAGAAACUUAAAACGUUAUGGACAAGACAGUUAAAGGAAAUCUUUUGUCGGUUUACAAAUAUGUUUACUAAUAUAUGUACCCUUGUCAAUAUUUUACGCAUCUUUGCGUUCAGCUUAUAGUGCUAGGGCAUUCAAGUAUUAGCAAUACUUUAUUUCAAUGCUAAUUGAGCAAUAGCCUGUUGGGAAAUCUGCUCAGCAAUGAAGGAGAAACUUAAAACUGAAUAUAGUUUUGUAACAUGUAUUUUCCAGGUCGCAAUGAAAUGAUUUCUCGACACAUCAAGCUGAACACGGGGAAACAAUAACUGCCAAACAAGUAUCAGGGCUUUCAGAAUUAUUCUGAGUAGGUGUCUGUUUUGAUAAAGUAGGCGGCUGUUGAGAGGGGACGGUCUAGGGGGUCUUAAGCUAGUGUAUAUUGAUUAGAUUAGAUAGCAACUCACCUGAGCUCUAUAAGCAAAUUAUAAUGUAUCACUACUUUCAUUCUUGCGGAAGCCGUGAAGGGACUUCAGCUUUAGAGUUCACUACUUCGGACUUCAGAAUUCGGACUUCAUACUUCGGGCUUCAGAUUUGAAACAUUGGUUCCUUCCGAGCUUCGCUAACAGCUAACAGCCAACAUUGCUUUUCCGAAGGUGGCUAAUAUUUCAGGCACUUAUUCAGUCAAAGUUAUUAAAACUAAAGUCAAAGAUGGUAAGAACGAUUUGGACUGUAAGUGCACACUGUUGGAAUAUGAGUCAUUUGCAGGUUUGCAGGGCGAUAAAACAUAUUAUAUCUCAUUUGUGUCGGUUUUCUUUGAUCGUCCGAGGCUUACAACUAGCUAAUAUACCUUGAAUAAAUAAUUACAUCAAACUUUUCGACAAAAUGCAAGAAUUUUUCAUCAAAUAUUUUUGAAAAUGACAAAAUAUGUUAGAAAACCUCCACAAAUGAGAUAUAAGUUAGUUAUAAACCUCGAAAGUCGGUUUAUAACUGAUAUAUUGCCCUAGGACGCUGCGCGUCCUCGGGGGCAAUAUAUCAGUUAUAAACCUCCUUCUCGGUUUAUAACUCUAACUUAUUAUAUGGCUUUUCAAAAUUCUCUAUUCUGAUUGGUUGACAAACGGUCCGCAAAAACUCAUAUCCGGACCGUGGUCCAUAUUUUCCGUAUCUGGACUGGUGUCCCGGAUGUCGUUUAUCUGGCGGGAAACUUUUGCUUUGCAAACAGAAAAAACUUUUGCUUUUUAAUUUUCCAAUUGUGUGUCAUUAAAAUUUACAGAUAAAAAUUUAAAACAACCAAAUUGUUUUUGAUUGAGCAUGUAUGCCUACCGCAUAUUGUUACCCUGUGAAACUGACGAUAGCCGAUUUAAUUCGCGCGAAAAGCAUAUACUGACAGACUCAGUUCAGCCAUAUAAUAAACCGAUUAUUGACCUCGCUUGUUCGGUCUGUACUGUGAAAUAUCAGACCUCUGUUUUUUGCAUGGACCUCUCUCCUUCGUCGCUCGGUCCAUACUAAAAACCUCGGUAUGAUAUUUCACAGUACAGACCUUACGCUUGGUCAAUAAGCCGUUAUAAUACUACAGUAUUGUUUGUGGAAACACCACGUAAAUUUAUUACUGCAGUACAUUAAUUAAACUUAUUCUGUAAAUUUAUCACGCAAAUUUAUUACUUUAAAUUUAUUAAAUAUAUUAUUAUUUUUAUUUAUUACAUUUAUUUAUUAUUUUUUUAUUACUAAAAAUUCAUAAAUUUUUUAGCGAAUCCCAGCAAGCCUUCGCGCUCGUAUUCGACUUUUCCGCUUUGCUUGGGGACAACCUUGAUUUAAUUGAAAUAGCUGUAUAUAACAUCAUAUUCCAACAGUCUGCAUUUACAGUCUAAAUCGUUCUUACCAUUUUUGACUUUGGUUUGAAUAGCUUUGACUGAAUAAGUGCCUGAAAUAUUAGGCAGCUUUGCAAAAGCAAUGUUGGCUAUUACUGUAUUAGCGAAGCUCGAAACCAAUGUUUGAAGUCUGAAGUCCGAAGUCUGAAGCGCAGAAUAAAGAUCCAUACAGAAGGGCCACUUACGUCGGAAGCUUUGGAGCUUCUGUCCUCGUGCAUGUUGCAUUACGCAUGUUGGCCGACACGUUGCACCGCUGAGUGCAUCACCCUUCUGUUACUGAUCUUUAUUCUCAGUGUCUGAAGUCCCUUCACAGCUUCCGUACAUUCUUCAAUAAGAUAACUUCAAGAUUUAAUAUGGCAAAUAACUAAGUCGAUUUUACGAAAUAGCACGCUGUGUUCGAAAAUAACCAGACUAUAAAGUAUAGACCAACUGACCAAGUUGAAGAAACAUAACUUUGCUUGAAAGCUUAGAGUUGGAGGAAGGAGAGCAGAACUGAUAUUUCAAGUAUUAAACAAAGUAACCGGCGGUGAACCUCGUGGCACCCGCCAGAGCUCCAGCGGCCGCCGGCUUAUUCUGAAAGCCCUGAGUAUGUUUCAGGAGUGAAUCUUUAAGUGGGUCAUUCCUGAUUCACAUACACACACCUCUCAUGGAGGGAAUUUUGCUGUCUGGAGGGGAGGAUCAACUUCCCAUAAUAGUAAAUUUACUAUGAUGCUGAGGGGGGGGGGGUCUUCCAUCUUCCAUGUGGGAUGUGUGAAUGUUUCUGGAAUGACCCAUUUAUACAGGACUACAAUCAGUUGUAUAUAACUUUGACUUUAUAUCUUUAUAAUUAUCCUAUUGUACUGGAACAGUCUAUAUCCUUUAUAUCUUGAUAUCCUUUAUAUCUUUAUAUCCUAUCCUUUAUAUCCUUAUAUCCUAUUGUACUGGAACAGUCAAGUACAUCAGCCAGGCAGCACUCCAACGUCAUUUGGAGAUUUCCCAACAACACAUACCAGAACAUUCUUUGGAAGCAGUCCUGGGUCAUCUUCAGCGUUAGUACCCAGUAACAGUAUAUCAGUUCCCCAAAUGAAGAGAUGGUGAAUAUGAGUGUAAUUUAAUCUUCUUAUUCCUAGAAGUGUCGACAUUUCCAGGGCGUGAAAUAAGUCAGAAGGAAUGUGUUAAAGAUGUACUGUAUACUACACAUCAAACUAAAAAUCUCCUUGUCUUUUAUACCAGAUCUUUCCUUAUUAAGUAAGUAUGCCUGUAAAAUAUUACAGCUUGUCAGCUAUAAAUUGCUAUGAAUUUCAGUACUCAAUUUUUUUAUGGCUCAAACUUUCCUCAAUGUUCUUGUUAGAACCUCACAAGUCACGUUUCCUCUAUAGCAAGUUAUUCGCCGAUUCUUCAUACACGAUUAUUAACAUUUUGGCAUCUUUGUUUGCAGUACUGGAACAGUCAAGUUAGCCAGCCAGGCAGGUCUGGAGGUCUUCCAACAACACAUACCAGAACAUUAUUUGGAGGUAGACCUGGGUCAUCUUCAGCGUUAGUACCCAGUAACAGUGUCAAUUCCCCAAACGAAGAAAUGGUGAGUAUGAGCGUAGUUUAAUCUUCUUAUUAGACAGAUUUAGAUCGAGGACUCCGACGUCAAAGACGACGUGAAAAUGGCGUGUUGUGCCCAUGUAUGGAUAUGCCACGCCAUUUUGACGCCAUUUUCACGUCGUCUUUGACGUCCUCGAUCUAAAUCUGUCUAUUCCUAGAAGUGUCGACAUUUCCAGGGCGUGAAAUAACAUUCCCAAAGUUUACAAUCAUGGUGAUCGCUAGUCAUGACUUUCUCUGCUGUUCUGCCCCGACCAUCAGGCCCGCCCAUGGGCAUAGAAGUACUCAAGUUACGCUGUUUGCGGACCUCAACAAUUGCCUUCUACUGCACACAGAACUCCACAAUCUGCCCAAGUCAAUACUAUCUCGUUUAGCUCCUUUGAGCCCUUCUCCCAACUAUUCCUUGGGUGAUUUCUUUCCUCCUUUCCUGGGGAUUUCACACCAGAGGCUGGUGACUGAUGUUACUUGCUCACUGUCACGUAGUGGUGCUCCUCUUCAGAGCAUUUUGAAAAUAGUCGUAGGGUAAGCAGGCCUUCGUUGUCCAAGAUCUGUUCUUUCUGCAGGACUUUCAUGACCUUUCUUGUCGUUCUUAAAGAACUCGUGGAUUUUCUUCUGAUUCCAUUUUUUUAUGGAAAGGCGAAGUUCCUUUUCGCCGCUUACGAAGUUGCCUCUGUUAUCAGAUCUCAUUUCUGCUGGGUUGCCUUUUCUUGCAAUGAAUCUUCGCAUUGCGUUGAUGAAUGAGUCUGUGUCGAGACUUGAUGCCACUUCUGUAUGGAUUACAAAUAUGGACAAGCAGGUGAAAAUCACACCAUAUUGUUUCACAUGACUUCUUUAACGCCACACGUAGAAUGGUCCAAAACAGUCUACGCCCGUGAGGUAAAUGGUGGGCUGCAGGGUGCCACACGACUUUCAGGCAGGUUUGCCAUUUGUUAUUUUCCAACUGAAGAUUGUCUUCGUAUGGGCAUGGUGCAUCGUGUGGUAAGGCAGUUGCACGGUAUCGUAUGACAUUUGAUGUGGUGUGACGUGGUAUGCCAUGCUAUGCUAUGGUAUGAUCGUAUUAAUAGAGACCUUACGAUUUUAGGACGGCGACGACGAUGGCCUAACCCCUAACAAACUUUUAAAUAAAUGGUAGUAAAGAUAAUUUGUCGUAUAUUAUCAAUCGUAUGAAUUUAAUGCAGUCUUAGAAGUUGAAGACAUGAAUUUUAUCGUAGGGAAGAGUUCUGCUGAACCCAGUUUGAAAUUGCACUUGUUGCUGCUUGAAAUGCAGCCGUUGUAUGAAGACGUGAACAUCUUUCAUUUCGCGUUGUAAACAGAGCGAAGGACAAUGUCUAAAUUAUUCAUAUAUUGUAAUUUUUCAAUUCUUUUCAAUGACUUAUUGUAUUGGUAACCGUUGCCGUCCUAAAUCAUAGGACGGCAACGUAAUGAGAAUAGAGACCUUAAGAUUGACGUUUACGGCAAACGUCAAACCGCUAGCGAAGUUUUUGAUUUUACAACUCUAUUAUAAUAGCUUUUACACCAGUUUUGAAAUAUGUUAAAUUUAUUAAACUUGUGCUCUUUAGCAAUGAUUUAAGAAAGCAAAUUAACCACUAGUCAUGCCAUUCACCAAAGCAGUAAAUUGAGAUUUGGCGUUUGAAGUUGGCGUUUGGCGUAUAAAUUUCAUGCUUGAACUGCUACGAGGGCUUGUAGUCGUUAAAGCAUGAAAUUUAUACUUCAAACGUCAACUUCAAACGCCAAAUCUUAAUUUACUGCUUUGGUGAAUGGCGUGACUAGUGGUUAAUUUUCUUUCUUAAAUCAUUGCUAAAGAGCAGAAGUUUAAUCAGUUUAACAUAUUUCAAAACUGGUGUAAAAGCUACAAUAAUAGAGCUGUAAAAUCAAAAACUUCGCUAGCGGUUUGACGUUUGCCGUAAACGUCAAUCUUAAGGUCUCUAAUGAUAGGUUCUUACUGUGAAUAUAUGGAACCAUAUUGUCUCUGAAUUUGUUUCUAGGCGAAGAAAAUCAAGGAAUUGGAGCGACAAUUGGAAGAUUUGAAUAAAUCAAAACUCGAAGGCGAG
Molecule: messenger RNA, 11032 nt
Organism: Paramuricea clavata
Lineage: Eukaryota; Metazoa; Cnidaria; Anthozoa; Malacalcyonacea; Plexauridae
Source: the annotation of a GenBank genome assembly